This is a messenger RNA of Arachis stenosperma, 4879 nucleotides long. Its product is annotated as ethylene-insensitive protein 2.2-like. Gene Ontology annotation, molecular function: cadmium ion transmembrane transporter activity; manganese ion transmembrane transporter activity. The transcript has 8 exons. Bases 699 to 4694 code for a protein of 1331 amino acids. The record is from RefSeq and is a predicted model, not a curated record. Gene Ontology annotation, cellular component: membrane. Gene Ontology annotation, biological process: metal ion transport; ethylene-activated signaling pathway. NCBI's taxonomy places the organism in Eukaryota, Viridiplantae, Streptophyta, Magnoliopsida, Fabales, Fabaceae.
AGAAAAGAGAAGAAGAAGCUGAAGAAGAGGGUAUAGAUUUUCCUCUCCUUCAGAACCCUAACUAACUAGUUAACUAUAUACGAACCCUUGAAAUUUGUGUAACUGUUUUCUUCUAUCACCUGCUUCAUCAGAUCCAAGUCUACGUUCCCCUUUUCGUUCUUAUCUUUUUCAAAAACUUGAGCUGCUUUUGAGCUUUUUCCACUGAUUCAAGCGGAUUGAAGAGGAAGUGAUUGAAUUUAUCUGUGGGUCUUUUCUUUGUCAGCUUUGUUGCGAACUGGAUUCACUUUUGGUCAUGAUGAGUUCAUGAAUGAAAUAUUUAUUUGGGGGUGUUGUAAAAUAUUUUUGUGAUUGUAUAUCAGGGUUGACUUGAUCUGGAACACUAACUAGAUAUGUAUUGGAUGAUGAUUAGCUUUUGUCUAAAUAAUUUAUGCCAACGGCAGGGAUAUAAGGAUUAUGCACUUUGGUGAAUUGUUUGCAAAUCAAUGUAUCAGCUGGCUGGUUGUAGUUUAUAUGUGAAGCUGCUACCGCAUUGAUCGUUAUCAUGUAGGCGAUGAAGUCUUUCCAUAUGAAUAUAGUAAAGUUGCAGUUAUACGAUUAUCAUUGGUGCAGUGAGUGUUUUCGCUACUUGAUAGCAUUCCUCUGAGUAUUGCCUUUUUUGCGGUUGCCUUAUUGUUGGUGUUACGAUAUCAGAGAGUAAAAUGGAAGCAGGGAGAUUGAAUGCUAACCAGCAGCAUGGCUUCCUUCAUCGGUCGCUUCCUGCUGUUAUACCUGUGCUUUUGAUUUCAAUAGGAUAUGUUGACCCUGGAAAGUGGGUGGCAACUGUUGAAGGUGGUGCACGUUUUGGGUUUGAUCUGAUGGCUUUUAUGCUAAUUUUCAAUCUUGCUGCUAUCUUCUGUCAGUAUAUAUCUGCAAGGAUUGGUAUAGUCACUGGAAGAGAUCUUGCUCAGAUUUGCAGCGACGAGUAUGAUACAGGGACAUGCAUGCUUCUUGGGGUUCAAGCAGAGCUUUCAGUGAUUAUACUAGACCUUAACAUGAUCUUGGGAAUGGCACAAGGAUUAAAUCUUAUUUUUGGGUGGGAUUUGUUUACUUGUGUUUUUCUUGCUGCCACCAGCGCUGUGUUUCAUCUACUUCUUGCUGUCCUCCUUGACAUUGAGAAGGCCAAGAUCCUAGGCCAAUAUGUAGCAGGCUUUGUCUUAGUUUUUGUUGUACUUGGAUUACUUAUCAACCGACCAGAAAAUCCAUUAUCUGUGAAUGGAAUACAAAUAAAGCUGAGCGGGGAGAGCGCCUUUGUGCUAAUGAGUCUUCUGGGAGCAACUCUUGUGCCUCACAACUUUUACCUUCAUUCCUCAAUUGUACAGUGGCAUCAGGGACCAACAAACAUUUCUAAGGAUGCCUUAUGUCAUAACCAUUUUUGGGCUAUCUUAUGUGUCUUCAGUUGUCUUUAUUUGGUAAAUAAUGCUUUGAUGAGCACCUCAGCAAAUGAGUUCCACGCUAUGGGCCAUGUUUUGCUUACUUUUCAGGAUGCAUUAUCACCAAUGGAACAGGUGUUGCGUAGCCCAGUAGCUCUGUCUGUUCUUUUUCUCAUUUUGUUUCUUUCCAAUCAAAUGACAGCAUUAAAUUGGGGUUUUGGUGGAGAAGUAGUUGUGCAGAGUUUCCUAAAAUUGGAUAUUCCAGGUUGGCUUCAUUAUGCUACAAUUAGAGUGAUUGCUGUUCUGCCUGCACUUUAUUGUGUUUGGAGUUCAGGAGCUGAAGGAUUGUACCAGCUACUUAUAUUCACUCAGGUUUUGGUCGCUCUGCAACUUCCAUCUUCUGUGAUCCCCCUUUUCCGAGUUGCUACGUCUAGAUCAAUAAUGGGUUUACACAAGAUGUCUCAGUUUGAGGAACUUUUGGCACUGAUCAUAUUUAUUGGUAUGCUUGGCUUGAAUAUUGUCUUUGUUGUUGAAAUGAUGUUUGGCGGUAGUGAUUGGGUGGGUGAUUUGAGAUGGAAUGCAGGGAGUGGUAUGUCUCUUUCGUAUUUAUUUAUUCUUACCAUUGCUUUUGCAUCAUUAAGUUUGAUGGUAUGGUUGGCUGCCACUCCGUUAAAAUCUGCCAGUGUCCAAUUAGAUGCUCAGGCAUGGAACUUGGAUAUGCCAGAGGCUGUGCCAAAUCCAUUAGUCGUUGGUGAGGAAUCAAAUGUUGCUGAAACAAGGUAUCAUGGAGAUGCAGGUGCUCGGCUGAGGGAGCCAACCCCAGCUCCAGCAAGGACCUUGGACUACACAGAUGUACCGGUUCAUUCUACUUUACCUGAAACUGUACUGGAGCCUGAUCUCCAUGUGACUGCUGUAAAGGAGAGUCAAUCUAUUACUUCAUUUCCCAGUUCUCCUAAAGCUCUUACUAAGGAGUUGGCUUACAAAUCAGAGUCAGAAGCAGUAUCAAUGGUAACUGAUGACACUUCUGUUUUUAGAAUGGAAGAUACUGAAACUAUAAAAAUAGAAAGUAAUGCCCCAGUUGAGGAGGUUGGGGAAGAUUCGACUGCUGAAAGGGAUGAUGAUGAUGAUGGAGACUCAUGGGAAAAUGAAGAAUCAUCCAAAGUGGUCUCUGCAAGUCCGUUAUCUACAACAUCAGAUGGCCCUCCGUCAUUCAGGAGUUUUAGUGGGAAGAGUGAAGAAGGUGGGAAUAGCAUUGGAAGUCUCUCAAAAUUAGCAGGCUUAGGGCGUGCAGCAAGACGUCAGCUAGCUGCUAUUCUUGAUGAAUUUUGGGGGCAACUUUAUGAUUUCCAUGGGCAAGCAACCACAGAAGCAAGGGCAAAGAAGCUGGAUGUUUUGAUAGCAAUGGGAUCAGAUUCAAGGCUCACUGGCUCCAUGCAGAAAAUAGAUUCCUUUGGAAAGGAAUAUCCUGAUUAUUUAGCAUCUGUUGGAGGUAGCGGUUCCAAUAGUGUACUCAACUCCAGUCCAUAUGACACCUCCGAUCAGCGUAGGAUGCAAAGUAGCUUGGAGUUCUUCAAUGCAAAGGAAUAUGGUAUUCAAAGGAGUUCUUCAAUGCAUGCGAAUCCCAUUCAAUUAGUAGAUGCGUAUGUACAGAACUCUGGCCGCAAUCUCCUCGAGUCUGGCGAGAGACGCUAUUCGAGUGUGCGUAAUUUGCCUUCAUCUGGUGAUACUGGCGAGAGACGCUAUUCCAGUGUGCGUAAUUUGCCGUCAUCCGAGUCUUGGGAUUAUCAGCCAGCAACAAUACAUGGCUAUCAAACUCCAUCCUAUCUUAACCGGGUUGAUAAAGGGAGAAAUUUGGAUAACUUAAAUGGUCCAAUGGAGUUGUCACAAUUGAAAGCCGCUUCCAUAGCUAAUACAAACUACAGGGAUUCAGUUGCAUAUGCUUUGGCGAAGAAGUUGCACAGUAACGGUUUAGGUGUGGGCCAACCGCCAGGGUUCCAUCAUGUAGCUGCCUCUAGAAAUAGCCAGUUACAAUCUGAGAGGAUCUGUUAUGAUUAUUCGUCUUCUGGACCUGCAGUCAACAUGGCCGGUUCAGGUAAUGCUAAGAAAUACCACAGCUUGCCGGACAUUUCUGGAUAUGCCAUCCCUCACAGGGCUGGUUAUGCAUCCAAUAAGAAUGCUCCAUGGGAUGGUUCCGUUGGCUAUGGAUCUUCUGCGAGUAGGACAUCUUAUGAACCGUCAUUAUACUCAAACUCUGAAUCAAGAGCUGGUGCUCCUUUGGCUUUUGAUGAACUGUCCCCGUCAAAAGUCUAUAGAGAGGUACUCUCUUCACAGCUGAGUUCUGGUUUUGAUACUGCAUCCCUCUGGUCUAGGCAGCCUUUUGAGCAAUUUGGGGUAGCUGACAAAAUUCAUAAUGAUGGAAUGGAAGGUGUCGGAAGUAGGCCUAAUAAUAUUCCCCAAGAAAGUACUGCAUUUGUGGAUAUUGAGAGAAAACUUCUUCAGUCUUUUAGACUAUGCAUUGUGAAGCUCUUAAAAUUGGAGGGGUCAGAUUGGCUGUUUAGCCAGAACGAUGGAGUUGAUGAGGAUCUGAUUGAUCGUGUAGCUGCAAGGGAGAAAUUUGUUUAUGAAAUUGAGACUAGGGAAAUGAAUCCGGGCAACCAUGUGGGUGAAGCUCAUAAAUUUUCUUCUGAUAGGAAAUCUGCUUCUUUGAUGAAGAAUAAUGAGGCGAAUUCCUCUACUUUGUUGGUGUCCUCGGUUCCUAACUGUGGGGAGGGAUGUAUAUGGAGAUCAGAAUUAAUAAUAAGCUUUGGGGUGUGGUGUAUCCAUCGAAUUCUAAAUUUCUCUCUUAUGGAGAGCCGGCCAGAGCUUUGGGGAAAAUACACCUAUGUUCUCAAUCGCCUCCAGGGCAUUGUUGAUCCUGCAUUUUCGAAGCCUCGCAGUCCUUUGGUCCCAUGCUUUUGCCUUCAAGUUCCAGCAUCACAUCAACAGAAGUCCAGCCCUCCACUUUCUAAUGGGAUGAUGCUGCCCCCUACUUCGAAACCAGGCCGUGGAAAAUGCACAACAGCAUCGACGCUUCUUGACCUGAUCAAGGAUGUGGAGAUGGCGAUCUCUUCGCGGAAAGGACGUACAGGAACUGCAGCCGGGGAUGUGGCUUUCCCAAAAGGGAAGGAAAACCUGGCAUCUGUUCUCAAACGGUACAAGCGAAGGCUAUCCAACAAAGCCGUUCUGACUCACGAAGGAACCGGUUUGCGGAAGAUGCCCACUUCGGCACCAUACAACAACUUGUAGUACUUUUGAAUCUAAUAAAAUCAGUGUUCCUUCGGCUAUUUUAUGAGUAUUGUGCAGCAGCUCAUGCUCUAAGAUCACGGAGUGAUCUGUCUCCAUCUGUGUAUCAUAAUCCUUGUAAUGUUAUAUACACAUAGGGCAAAGAAUCUAAUUGUAUUUUCAGCGAAAUCAAAGAAAAAUUGGCUAGA